Molecule: messenger RNA, 372 nt
Organism: Prorocentrum cordatum
Lineage: Eukaryota; Dinophyceae; Prorocentrales; Prorocentraceae
Source: the annotation of a GenBank genome assembly
GCCAGCCCCUUGCUGACGCAUGGGCGGCUGGACGGCGGCCUGGGGCCAUGUGCACCAAGCCGAUCGCGGUCCUCGCUGGCUGCCAGACGGCGCGGCCUCCUGAGGCUGCUCCUGGGCUCGUCGCUGUCGCUGGCGUGGCUCCUCGGCUGGACGACCCCGCGGUCGGUCCCCCAGGCUUCCGAGCUGGCCAGCUUCGACUACGGAACCCUGCGGCCCGUCACCGUGGAGGAGAAGAGGCAGUGGAAGGAGCUGGGCUUCGUUGUGUUGCGCGGUGUGAUAGACCCGGCGUUUCGUCCCUCAACCGUAUCGUGGAGCGGGAGUCGCACAGGCUGUGCUCCUGGCAGAUGUGGUUCGGUAACGUUUGCCAAAUAG